Frankliniella occidentalis (western flower thrips) is the source of this 1645-nucleotide messenger RNA. RefSeq names its product lachesin-like. The record is from RefSeq and is a predicted model, not a curated record. The transcript is spliced from 7 exons. The coding region runs from base 171 to 1112 and encodes 313 amino acids. Lineage: Eukaryota; Metazoa; Arthropoda; Insecta; Thysanoptera; Thripidae. Gene Ontology annotation, cellular component: neuron projection.
UUUCGCUUGUGUCUACCCAGGUGGCGUGGCUGCAGGUCGACACCCAGACCAUCCUCACGAUCCACGGCAGCGUCAUCACCAAGAACCACCGCGUCAAGGUGACGGACACGGACCAGCGCACCUGGCAGCUGCACAUCCGGGAGGUGCGCGAGACGGACCGCGGCUGGUACAUGUGCCAGCUCAACACGGACCCCAUGAAGAGCCAGCAGGGCUACCUCGACGUUGUCGUCCCGCCCAACAUCCUGGACGACUUCCACACGAGCACAGACAUGGUGGAGCGGGAAGGGCACAACGUGUCGAUGCGCUGCGAGGCGACGGGCUCGCCACAGCCGAUCAUAACGUGGAGAAGAGAGGACGGCAAAAACAUCAAGCUGGGCAACGGCAUCGAAGAGCAAAGUAUCGAAGGGCCACUCCUGACUAUUCACCGUGUCGACCGCCUGUCAAUGGCUGCGUAUCUCUGCAUAGCUUCUAACGGAGUGCCGCCAUCGGUCAGCAAGCGUCUCAAACUUAUCGUUCAUUUCCCGCCAAUGAUAACGAUUCCUAAUCAACUUGUGGGUGCAGUGCAAGGUCAAAAUUUAACUUUAGAAUGUUUGUCGGAGGCCUUUCCGAAAUCUAUCAACUACUGGACGAGAAAUGGAGAGAUUGUCACAGCAGGUUCCCGUCACGAGCCAUCAGUGUACGACAAGGACUACACAAUAACAAUGAGACUUCACAUUAGAAACAUUCAAAAGGUAGACUUUACCUCUUAUAAAUGUGUAUCAAAAAACAAUUUAGGAGAAACUGAUGGUCUAAUUCAAGUUGAAGAAAUACCUCAGGCAUCAACUCCACUGUCAACGUCAAAACCACACUCUACACAUAGAAAAGGAAAGAAAGGCUCACGAAAAGAAAACAGACAUGACAACGAAGUACACGUGUCUGAGUCCGACAAUACUCUCGAUAAAUACCGAGAAACAGAUAUUAAAAGAUACGACGCCGAUCAACUGGCAAGAGGGCAGGCAAAGGCAGCCUUCUCAUCGGGCACGUCAACAAACUCGCGACUCGCCAACCGACUGGUGUCUUGCAUAUCCUCGUGGAUGUUGAUGGUUGUGUUUAGGUGCUUCCUUAGGGUUUGAAAUAAAGUCGACAGCAGAUUCUAACGUGUUAUGUUAGGCUUCAAUUCGCUUGAAGGCGUGAAAAAAACUGCAUAGGGUGCUGGUUGCGGCAGCUGCACCACACAGGGCGCACACCACUGAUGUUGGAGUGAGGGAAGCACUUAUCGAAGAAGUUGGGUGCGGUGUGUAGGGGUCAGCACAUGAUGUCAGAGCGGUGAGAAAAAUAGAACCAUAUGUGAUUGAAUACGAAUCGGGUAAUUAAGAAUAUCGCAAGUUUAUAUCAAAAUGGCAUAGUGUAUUAAUGAAACACAUCCGCAUAAUAAUUUUUUACAGUUGUAAAUGGAGAGAGACUAGCAGUUUUUUUUCGGCAGGCUAAACUCAGAAAUUUGUGACAGGAAACUGCAUCUAUAAUUGAGUAAAUUGUUCCAUGAUUUAUAUACCAGGAUAGGGAAUAGCCUUGCAAUGCUUGCAAUCUUCUUUAUAACUUUGUAUAAAUCUCAAAAAUGUACAUUAAUAGUACAAUAAAAACAAAAGAAAAAUUUUCCUGAAACUGA